Messenger RNA from Candidula unifasciata, 561 nucleotides. NCBI's taxonomy places the organism in Eukaryota, Metazoa, Mollusca, Gastropoda, Stylommatophora, Geomitridae. The record is from the annotation of a GenBank genome assembly.
AUGACAGAAAACAGCACCGUGACUGGUACAGAAAACAGCACCGUGACCCGUACAGAAAACAGCACCGUGACCCGUACAGAAAACAACACCGUGACUGGUACAGAAAACAGCACCGUGACUGGUACAGAAAACAACACCGUGACUGGUACAGAAAACAACACCGUGACUGGUACAGAAAACAACACCGUGACUGGUACAGAAAACAACACCGUGACUGGUACAGAAAACAUCACCGUGACUGGUACAGAUAACAACACCGUGAUUGGUACAGAAAACAACACCAUGACUGGUACAGAAAACAGCACCGUGACUGGUACAGAAAACAACACCGUGACUGGUACAGAAAACAACACCGUGACUGGUACAGAAAACAGCACCGUGACUGGUACAGAAAACAACACCGUGACUGGUACAGAAAACAACACCGCGACUGGUACAGAAAACAGCACCGUGACUGGUACAGAAAACAGAACCGUGACUGGUACAGAAAACAGCACCGUGACUGGUACAGAAAACAGCACCGUGACUGGUGUAAUCUCGUUCUUUAUUCUAUAUUUGUGA